Molecule: messenger RNA, 1540 nt
Organism: Telopea speciosissima
Lineage: Eukaryota; Viridiplantae; Streptophyta; Magnoliopsida; Proteales; Proteaceae
Product: UDP-glycosyltransferase 88F3-like
Exons: 1
Coding region: 88-1479 (463 amino acids)
Molecular function (GO): UDP-glycosyltransferase activity
Source: RefSeq, a predicted model, not a curated record
UCCCUUCGCUCUGCUCUUUGCUCUGUUCAAUUCUUAGCUACUUGCAUGUCUCAUCCUUUCAAAGAACUGAUCUGAAGAGGAAACAAAAUGAAAGACACCAUAGUUCUGUACCCAGUUCCGGGCCUUAGCCACCUUGUCUCCAUGGUUGAACUUGGGAAGCUAAUCAUCCGCCACCAUAGUCACGGCUUCUCUGUCACAGUCCUCCUCAUCCAAACCGACUCAGUCAGCAACCCUACCGUAGAUUCUUACAUCGAUCAUGUCUCUCAAACAGACCCGUCAAUCGUGUUCCACCGCUUCCCUGCUCUUCCUAAACUUGAAUCUUCAACCCCCUCCUUCUUACAAACCAUCCGUCGUAACAAUCCAAACCUCCUCCACACCCUCCAAACCAUCUCCAACUCUUCCUCCAUUGCAGCCCUUGUGGUCGAUUUCUUCUGCUACUCUGCCUUCCCUAUUGCCGCCGACCUAAACAUCCCUCUUUACAACUACAUGCCGACCGGUGCCUCUGGUCUUUCCGUCUUCCUUUACCUUGCAAAGAUUCAUAACCAGACUGACAAGAGCCUCAGGGAGCUUGGCAACACUAAUCUCGACAUCCCGGGAUUGCCCAUAAUUCGUGCUGCACAGAUGCCGGAGCUUGUACUUGAUCGAAACAAUGAGUUCUACGAUGCUAUGUUGGACUUGUCAAACCAUCUCCCCAAAUCAAGGGGAAUUAUAUCAAACACCUUUGAAGCACUAGAGCCAAGAGUAAUCGAGGCGGUCACACAACAAAUGCCGGCUUUUUUCUGUAUUGGACCAUUAGUUGUAGAACCCAUAGAUAAAUCUACUGAGUCAGAUUGCUUGAAGUGGCUUGAUGCGCAACCCAGUCGAAGUGUUGUGUUCUUGAGCUUCGGAAGCCGCGGCGUAUUCCCGGCGAAACAGAUUGCAGAGAUCGCUGCUGGGCUUGAGAGAAGUGACCAGAGGUUCUUGUGGGUGGUGCGAAGUCCUCCACCGGAUAGUGACAAACGGUUUUCAUUUUCGGCUACGGAAGAUUUCGAUCUUGACGCUGUGAUGCCGGAGGGGUUUCUUGAUCGGACCAGAGACAGGGGACUGGUGGUGAAGUCGUGGGCGCCGCAGGUAGAGGUGCUGAGUCGGGAAUCGGUGGGCGGAUUCGUGACUCACUGUGGGUGGAACUCCAUUUUAGAAGCGGUGUGCGCUGGGGUGCCAUUGCUGGCUUGGCCGCUCUAUGCGGAACAGGAAGUGAAUAAGGUGGUUUUGGUGGAGGAGAUGAAGUUGGCAAUGCCAAUGGAGGUGGCGGAGGAGGAUGGGAUUGUGGUGGCCGCCGAGGUUGAGAAGCGAGUCAGAGCGUUGAUGGACUCGGAGGAGGGAACAGAGAUGAGAGAACGGUGUAGGGAAAUGAGGAAGAAGGCCUUGGCUGCAUGGGCUGAAGGUGGAUCGUCAAAGACUGCGUUUACCAAUUUGGCCGAGUCGUGGGAACGGAGAUAAAAACUCGGACGUGUCGUCCGUGUCAAACUGAUUCAGUAUCAUCAGCUCGUUAUCUCAAGAA